UUGGCCGAGGCCGAAUAUCACGCGCAAUUUAUUAAUAUCCAAAAGGGAUUAACUACAGAUGCUCCGGAAGCGCUACCGUCACAUCGACAAGUGUUGACAAUCGGUUACGGUCAAAAUGGGACGUUAUCAUGCUCAGUGGAUGCGAACCCGAAGCCUAGCGUGUACACGUGGUCCAAAAACGGUCACUUCAUAGCCACAACGACAGAGGACACGUUACUGAUACAAGCCGAAAAAGACUCAGAUGGCGGAAUUUUCGGGUGUCAAGCGGAAAAUUCCGUCGGAAGAAGUCCGAUCAUUGAGACGCAUGUUAUUAUCGCAGAACCACCAGUGUUCAUUACUCGGCCUCCAGCUGAACUUCGGGUGUUUGAAGGAGCACCGGUCAGUGUAAACUGCGAAGGAUUUGGCGAUCCCCUUCCAAUUGUCUAUUGGAGAAGGAUCUCUUCGGCCACACUGUCUUUUCCAUCAGUUUCGCAUGGCGAUCAUGGAAUCUAUGACUGUGUCGUGAGUAACGCUGUAUCCACAAUAUCCACCCCAAUGAGCUUGAUUGUCGAGAGAACUCGUCCACAGGCGGCCGUGAUUGAUAGCGUCGAAUGCGUUGGCGAUGAAGCAAUGGCUGUACAUUGGACGCCAGGUUUCAACGGCUCUUAUCCGCAGUCAUUUGUCAUCCAUUAUGAGUCCGAAAGAGAUUCGUCAGGGAAGACACUUCUGACGACGUCUACAUCGGCAACCAUCGGGGAUCUGAUGUCGUUCUCCAAGUAUCGAAUUCAGAUCGAAAGCCGGAAUCAAAAAGGCUCAACAAACUCAAGUGUUGUCGAGAAAUACGUCUGCUCCAACUUGCCUGCACCUUCAAAUGUCCAUCUUAUCGGCGAUUCGGAACUACGAUGGGAUCCUGUAGAAGAGGCUCGUUCAUAUCGUGUUGAGUCACGAUACGAUAAAAUGGGGAAGUUCGAGAGCCGAUAUUCCGGCUCAGGCCUGAUCCUCGUCCCGGGCAAUCGUUCCGCAUACGAAGUCCUCAGGCCACCCUAUGAACCAAGUUUACCAAGUCGGCCGAUAGAUUUUGGAUCAUUUGGUGGAAGCGUUCCAUCAAUGUGGUGGGCUGUCUUCGGCGGAUUUCUAUUUUUCUUCUUCUUUAUGUCUCUAUAUCUAUAUUCGAAAUACGGGAAAUAUAUUGGACGGCGGAAACGAAAGAACAAGCAUUACAAUGAUUAUGUCUGUCCUUCAUCUUUUCAACCCCAUACGGAAACACUCUACGAACCAUCGGUUAACCUGUAA
Cooperia oncophora is the source of this 1272-nucleotide messenger RNA. NCBI's taxonomy places the organism in Eukaryota, Metazoa, Nematoda, Chromadorea, Rhabditida, Trichostrongylidae. The record is from the annotation of a GenBank genome assembly.